AUGGAGUACACAAUAUCGGAGACGGACACGUUGGAGCGGAUAGCGGCCGCGCACGAUUGUACGGUUGGCGAGCUCAUGAAAAUGAACAAGAUGGCGUCGAGAAUGGUGUUUCCCGGCCAGAAAAUCGUGGUGCCUUGUGUGAAUUCCGAUGACGUGUUCGAGCCGGCGUCGAACUCGCAAAAAUCGUCGUCUCACUUGAUUGCCGGCGGCGAGAACGCAGACGAUGGAAUUCGAAAAGGGCCUGGCGGCGCGGUGCCGGCGGCGCUGAAAACCAAGCGCGGCUCGUUCACGAAGACGCAAUCGGCGCCGGUGCCGCGCAACAGCACCGAGGAGAGCGAUACGGAUUGUCUGCAGAGAUUUCUCAAAAUUAAGGUGAAACAGAUCACCGAAUAUGAUGGAACCGUGUCGGGAACACUUCUCGUCACACCGAAUUGUUUGAUGUUCGACCCCGACGUUUGCCAUCCGCUUGUUAAAGAGAACGGACCGGAUUUGUAUGGAAUGGUGGCCAACAUGGACGAGAUUGUGGCGGUGUCGGUGUACAAAGAGGUCGGCGGGCUCACCGGCAACAAAGAGGAGAAGAAGCGCGACAUCUUUGAUCCCGAUCAUGUUCGGACGCCCGACACGAGUCCGAAGAAGGAAGCGGCGGCGACGCCGGCUGCAUCGAGCGCCGAAAUCGAGAUACCGAAGAAUGAGGUGAUAUUCGAGACGGGUGGCGAUUCGUCGAUUGAGGAGAUUGGCACGUCGCCGUCGAAACUUGGAAGCGAAUCGACGUUGCCGUCGAUCACCGAAGAGGCGAAAGACUCGCCGACGAUCGACGAGAGCAGCGGCUAUGAGGCGCCGAGAGAUCGCGCGGUGACGGUUGGCGAAAUCGAGGAGCAAUCGAGAAAUCGCGAGCGAUCGCGAACGUCGUCGGCGGCGAGCAGCAGCGAUGAGCGGCCGAGAAGCUAUUCGGAACUCGAUGCGCCGGAUUCGAGAGGCGGAAUCGGGCGGUUCUCGCCGACGGCGGCGAGACGUUCGUUUGGCAAGCUUGGCAGAACUUUGAGCGCCCGUGCCAAAUCGAUUCAGGGCACGGUCACGUCGGGAGCUGAGAAGGUCGUCGGAACGGCUGUGCAAGGCACGAAGACGGUUGCUCAUGGAGUGGUGACGCACACGAAAAGCGCGGCAGAUACCCUACAAACCGGUAUCGAAAAUGGCGUGAAAGCAGCUGCUGAUGUUGCUGGACGAGUUGUCGAUAAGGGCCAAUCAUUGAUGAAUGAGAGUAUUAAUGGUGUCACGGAGAUAUUCACGGUUCCCGAUGUUGAGAGUCAGGUGAAAAAGAGCCCGAUGGCGAUGAAGCGCGAGCAAUCAUUGGCGAAACUCGAGGAUUUGAAGCGACAAACGGCCGAGGCUCGUGAGAAUGCUGUGAAAGAGAAUAGGAAUAGCGAAUUUCACUGCGCCACGACCAUCGAUGAGAAUCCCGAUCUGUUCGCGUCGAUUGAUGAAAUAAUGGAGAGGAAUCGAUCACAGAGCUCCGAUCUCUCGUCGCCGAUUUUGCCCUAUUAUAUGGCGGUUCGUCUGACGAGGAAUAAGAAGAAGAAGUCGCGAAAAUCAUCGCCAUCGGCUUCAUCCGACGAGGAUUGUGCGUUUGGCAACAAAUUGAAACGGGAGUUUUGGUACGCAGUUCCACGCAAUCGCGCUGACAAUAUCUAUCAUUUCCUUCUUCAGUGGUCCCCGGAGAAGUACGGAUUGGAUACGACGACGAACGCGACGAGCGGCGGCGACGAGUCGUCGACGAUGGCGAACGAAUCGCAAGACAAGGGAUUCAUUGUGCUCGAUUCGAAUGCCGACGAAUCGCUAUCAGGUGCGUCGUUCGUUUGUAUUAUUGCGCCCCUAAUUGGUGGCGAAGAGUCGGCACAUGAAACGUUUCGUCCGCACACGGUUAUCAAGUGA
Messenger RNA from Caenorhabditis bovis, 1929 nucleotides. The record is from the annotation of a GenBank genome assembly. Lineage: Eukaryota; Metazoa; Nematoda; Chromadorea; Rhabditida; Rhabditidae.